Molecule: messenger RNA, 5311 nt
Organism: Effrenium voratum
Lineage: Eukaryota; Dinophyceae; Suessiales; Symbiodiniaceae
Source: the annotation of a GenBank genome assembly
CAAGCCCUUCGCCCUCCGAGUUUGGCGGCACCAAAGGUAGCCGAGCCAAUGCGUGAGAGCAUGCAGUCAACCAUAAGGCCAGUGAUGGACAGGUCGCUGGAUGCGCUGCCGGCCAUUAUGCCUUCGCACCACCUUAGGUCUGCGGGGCGUGGCCGCAAGCUGCCGGCGAGGCAGCCGAUGACGGCCUCCAUGGAGAGCCUCAGCUUGGUGAAGGAAGUGGAGGAUGUGCUCGCCAAGACAGUGUUAGAGAAGCCCCUUGCUUCUGUGCAGAUGCCGCCCUUGACAGCGCGGCGGAACUCGCGUCACUCACCAGCCCGGACAAAGAAAGCAGAGGUGACCUUGCUGCCGGGCGUAUUUCCCCGUGAGCGACAAGAGGUCCCGGAUCUGAUCACCACCAUCACCUUCCGCGAGGGGCCUGCCACUGCUCGGGAACGGGGUCGCCAGGACUCGAAAGAGGCGAAGGCUCGCUCGGAGUCCCCCACGCGAAGCGGCAGCUCGCCGAGCCCCGCCCGGCACCACUUCCUUCGCAAGGGCGCGGGCGCCGCCUACCAGGAGGCCAUGGCGAGACAGCGCCGAGCCCGCUGGGGCCGGCCAGCGGACGACAGCGACAGCGAGCGCGAGCGGAGCAGGAGCACCAGCCGUCCGCCGCUGCCGUACCAAGUUCCUCCCCGGCCGUCGCCAUCCGUGAGGCGGCCCAGUGUGCAGAUAAUGCCGGAGGAGCCGAGGACGUCCUUGAGCUUGGAGAGGUUUCCAAGCCGCACCCAUACCGUGCACUCCCCGGUGCCGGAGCAGAUCUUCGACGUGGGUACGUCGGCGCCGCCUGUGGCCCGGGUCAGCGUCUUGGACGAGGUGCCGCUGCCGGACGAGGUGCCGGAGAAGGAGGAGAGCGAGGUGGAGAUCCAGGUGCUGGUCAGGGAACCGGAGAGGCGGGGCAUCUCCGCGGGGCAGUUCGAGGCCUUCUUCGCGCGCUUCUGCGGGGACGUGAUCUACGAGGAGCUCGAGGAGCCUGCGAAGCCACUGUGCCUGCCCACCACGCUCUGUCAGCUUUGCGUGCAGGCGAACCGCAAGGACGCUGAGGUGCGAAACCGCUCCAAGCGGCCACGGGAGACCAACCUCUACGCAGUCACGGAGCUAAUCAUCAUGCCGCAGACCAGGGAGAAGGGUGUGUCCUACUCGGAGCUCAUCAACCCAGAUGGACUUCAAGUGGACUACUUCAUCAGCCACCACUGGGCCGAAGACUUUGGCGAGUUCGUGCAAAGUGUUUUGAGACAUGCCAUUGUCGCAGCGCCUGAGAUGGGAGGAGCCAAAGACUGGCGCAAGGUGGUCUACUGGUGCUGCGCCUUUGCGAACAACCAGCACCAGGUGGAGCUAGGAGAGACGCUGCAGAAGAGCCCCUUCUACCAAGCGCUGAACUCCAAGAGCUGCAAAGGCACGGUGAUGAACCUGAACCAGGCAGCCACGGCGCUGGACCGGAUCUGGUGCAUCUACGAGGUCUACUUGACCCAUUUCUUGGAGAAGCCUUUCACCUUGAACUUCCGCCUGGGGCCACUGGUGGGGGUUGUGCAAGAGACCAAGGAGAAGGACUCUUGGGUCUUCCACAUCUUUAAGAUGCUCCAGCACAUCGAUGUGCAGCAAGCUGACGCGACCAACCCUGAUGACUACAAAAAGAUCAUGGGGGAGAUCGCACACUUCAGCCGAGACAGCCGCGCGGGACCGGAGGCGUUGAACCACAUCGUCAAAGCGAUGCUAGGCUCCCAGGCCAUCUUCACGCUGGCGCGGCGCGGGGACCUGGUCUCGGUGCGCCGCGCGCUGGAGCUGGACGCGGAUCCCAACAUCCCCGACACCUUGGGUAUUCGGCCCCUGACCUAUGCGGCGGGGAAUGGGCACCAGGAGGUCGUGCAGGCGCUGAUCGCGGGGAAGGCGGACGCGCGAGCGGAGGUGGGCGCCAAUGAGGUCCUUGCCAUGUUCUCCCCGAACCGAGCGGAGCGACGGCGGUGCAUCGACACCGUGCGGGCUCUGGAUGAAGAACAGACCGGAGGCGUGCACCGGCAAGCUAUCAGUCGCGCUUUGCUGCAGCACACCACGUCUCGCUGUCAGGACCUGACCUCGGCGCUGUCCGACGCGGACAACGCGGAGCUGCGCUUGGAGGUGGUGAGGGAGCUGCGCUCGCUGCUGCAUGCGCUAGUGGACCACAACCAGAAGCUGCAGAGCUCAGGGGCGGACAACGCUCAAGAAUUUCUGGCUGUCGGCCAACACGCUCGGUCCCUGGCGCCCUACUUGGCGGACCCCGAUCCCAGAGUGCGUCUCGCAGUGGUGGAGGCAGUCACCAGCAUUGGGGACUUCGACCUGCGCACGCUGAAGAUCCCGAAGCGUCUCAUCCAGGAAGACAAUCUUCACAGCUUGCUGGACGAGAACACCAAGCAAAACGUGGUGCAUUUGGCAGCCUCCCAGCCUCACCCCAACGCGCUCUACAUGUUGGCUACCGGGGUGGACUGGGCGCUGGACCCUAAGGCGCUGCGUGGCCUUGAUGCGGAGGGCAGGUCAGUGGCGCACCACGCGGUGGCGUGGGGGCACAUGGAGUGCUUAGCCAUGAUGUAUGGCGAGCAGAAACUGCCCCGCUCGCUGCUCUUGAAGCAGGAUCACAAAGGCCGCACGGCGGUGCACUAUGCGGCGCGGCAGGGGGACAGCGGCACGCUGCGGGCGUUGGUGGACUUGGCCUCCUUGGCCCCCAGCGAGCUGUGCGUGCGAGACUACCUCGGCAACUUGGCCAUGCACUUGGCCACCGCCAAGGGCUACUGGCGCUUCCUCGGCGUCUUAGUCAACGACUGCGGCCUCUGCGAGACCUUGUGCCAGGGCGACGGAGACGGGCGCACCGUGGCCCACCUCGCGGCGGCCACCGGGGACGUGGCCUGCCUCAGGUACUUGGUGGAGAAGUGCAGCAUGCCUCUCUCGGUACUGAAGCAGACGGACCACUGGCACAGGACGCCGGCCCAUGAUGCGGCAAUGGCGGAUUCGCCCGAGGUGCUGGCCCUCUUGCAGGAGUUGGGCGCGCCUCUGCAUUUGCCCAUGGGCCCUUCGGAGCCGCAGAUCGGGGCGGUGGCUAUCGUGAACCAAAGCAGCGAGGUCGUCGCCUACCUUGGCAACAGCUACAAGAUGGGGCGAGUUCACUACGUCGACCGUCACCAGAGGAUGCGGUUCGAGUACGAGAAGGGCAUUAAGGACCAGGAGGCUGUGGAGCUGGAGCGCUGCGAGCUUGCACCCACUCCGCUGGUGCUGGCGGAGAAGUUGGGCCGCAAGAAGGCCUCCGAGUUCCUGGGCAACGCCUGGGGUCCCAUCGCCACCAUCAGCGGCGUCGCGAAGGAAGAGCUGAUGAACCAAGCCCGCCGGGGUGCCCUGCCGGCGGGCGUGCUGGUGCAGCAGGGCGCCUUUGCCGCCGUGGAGAAGUUCCUACAGAAAGGCAUUCUGACGGCCUCGGACCUGGUGAAGCGGGACGCCCAGGGCUGCAGCUGCCUGCACCGCGCCGCCGCCACCGGGGUGCCUGAGGCAGUGGUCGCCAUUCUCACGCUGGGGAACUUCAGCGAGGAGGACAAGAUGGCCGCUGACGUGAACGGCUGGACGGCGGCACACCACGCGUCGAACGCGGGCAGUGGGCCCUGCCUCGAGGUGGUGGUCCAGCUCUGCGAGUUGGGGCCAAAAGGCUUGGACGCGGUGGACCUCUGGGGCCGCACCUGUACCCACGUGGCGGCGGAGGCGGAUGCCGCUGAAGCGCUGCAGGUUCUUGCCAAGCACCAGGCGGCCAUGCAUGAGACCAUGGGGGUUCCCCUGCUGGAAGAAGGUACCGUGACCCUCGUGCACGCUCGUGAGAACUGGGGCUGGGCCACCAACCGCUCGCGAGGCAGUAUGUUCGACCUCAAGCGGGGCGGCACUUCCUUUGGCCACGUGAAGAGCUUAGGCGCCAAGAGCGAGGCAGAUCUCGAUGAUGUGGAGGAGGAUGGUGUCUAUACCUUGGGCCGUAUCACGCGGAUUUUCGGAGAUGACCAGGUGACGAUUAAACACGAGAGUGGCUUCCGGGAGGGCUUCGUGGAAAUGGAGCGAUGCACCUUCUGCCCCACACCCAUUGUGCUGGCGGAGAGGCGCGGCCGGGGUGCGGCGGUGCUGGCGCUUUUGCAGGUGGCCUGGCGGCCCUUUGUGGACGCGGUGCAGCUGGCGGCGGGGGCCGUGGGCACCGACCUGGACCUCUGGGAAUGGGAGGACAUGGCGGAUGUUUUCAAGGAGGAGGCGCUGGACGGUGCUCGGCCCAUCGGCGCAGUGCUGGGCGUGCGAGCGGAGGGCCACGUGCAGCUUCUCAGGGAGCUCUUGUCUGCAGAGGUGAUUACAGCGGAGGAACUGCUGGUGCCCGACAUGCGGGGCCGCACCGCGCUGCACCGCGCCGCACUGAGCGGCCAGGCGGACCUGGUGUGGGCGGUGAAGGAGUUCUCUGGUGCGAGCCAUGAGCACCUGGAGCGGCUGGACCUUCAGGGACGCGGGCUGUUGCACCACGCGGUGCUCUCUGGGGAUGCAGAGACGGUGCGGCUUUGCGUGCGGCUGCUGCCUCGGCCCCCAGAAGAGCUGGCGUCGGGGGACAACUGGCACUACACGCCCGCGCACCUCGCGGCAACGGUGGAUGGCGUGGAUGCCAUCAAGGUGCUCAUGGAGAUGGGAGUUCCGACUGACAAGCACAUGGGCCCCAGCAAGCUUGAGAACAGCUCCGUCGUCCUGGUGGAGCCAAAGCACGAGGAGGAGGAGGACCCCCCAUGGCAGCUGGCAAUGGUGCGGGGCGUCACCGGCAACGACCUGGUCGUGAAGUUUCUGGGGGGGAAGGAGACGAAGGUGCCUGUGGAGCGCUGCGAGGUGGCACCCACUCCCUUGGUCCUGGCGGAGAAGCUUCAUAAGAAGGACGUGCUGGAGAAACUCCGGGACUCGCUGAACCUCAGCGGCAAGCGGAAAAUGAACAUGUCAGGUGUGAAGAACAUGGCACAGGCGUCCACAGUGGUGUCCAUCAUGAAGCACAAGGCUGACAAGGCGGAGUCGCCGGUGAAGCGCCUGCUGCGCAUGAACUCCCCUCAAUCCCCCUCCAACCGGAGGGCCGAGCGUGGCGCCUCCAAGAGCAACUCCGCCGCGCGGCGCCGCUUCCGCGGGGCAGCCCUGACGGUGCUGGCAGAAGUGCGCAUGAAAAAGAAACGCCUGGAAGCGUAAAAUUUUUGACGCGCGCACGUAUGGCGCAGUCAUUUUUCAGAACGGCCAAGCCGCAGGCGAGCAGCUAGACACUUGC